This is a messenger RNA of Penicillium lagena, 786 nucleotides long. Its product is annotated as Mpv17/PMP22 family protein. The coding region runs from base 1 to 786 and encodes 261 amino acids. Gene Ontology annotation, cellular component: cytoplasm; membrane; mitochondrion. The record is from RefSeq and is a predicted model, not a curated record. The transcript has a single exon. NCBI's taxonomy places the organism in Eukaryota, Fungi, Ascomycota, Eurotiomycetes, Eurotiales, Aspergillaceae.
AUGCGCCGUUUCCCUCCCCUUGGUCCCUUCUGGCUUGCGGAAUUUCGGAAUGAGGCCAGACAGGCUCGUCACGUCGAAGGAUUACGAUUCCAUUCGUCUCGUCCAAAUCCAAUCCACUUGCACCGUUCUCAAACUGCGACCCUUUCUACUAAGCGACCGUCGUCAAAGCCGGAACCCCUCACAAAGCCGGAGCCGAAGAGAGCUUGGAAACCAGUUCUAGGACUCUUCAGCUGGUAUUCGAACACGCAGAAACAUCGACCAUAUCUCACUCAGCUAUUCAUUACCGCUUUUAUCUACUGCCUUGGUGAUUUCUCUGCGCAGAGGAUUGGGAACGACACAUUUGAUGCUCACCGCUCCUUGCGAAGUAUCAUAAUCGGCGCCGUCGUCUCCAUCCCCAGUUACGAGUGGUUCCUAUUUCUUGGAAGGCGGUUCAAUUAUAGUUCUUCGUUUGUGUCCAUCGGGGCGAAGGUGGCUGUCAAUCAGCUUUUCUAUACCCCGUUGUUCAACGUCUACUUUUUUGCAUUCCAUGCUCUGCUCUCCGGCGAGGGACUUACAGGGGCUGUUGAACGAGUAAAGGCCACGGUACCGACCAGUAUUCCGAGAAGCUUUCUAUACUGGCCUCUGGUCACGACUUUUAAUUUCACCUAUGUCAGCCCAGAGUCACGCGCGAUUGCUACAUCACUCUUUGCUGUCUUUUGGCAGUCAUACUUAAGCUGGUUGAACAAUAUGGCGGAGAAGGACCAAAGAAGGGCAUCUGGAAUUAUAUCUGCACUAGUGAAUCCAUAG